Ceratina calcarata is the source of this 2994-nucleotide messenger RNA. Its product is annotated as sorting nexin-29. The coding region runs from base 208 to 2340 and encodes 710 amino acids. Gene Ontology annotation, molecular function: phosphatidylinositol binding. Lineage: Eukaryota; Metazoa; Arthropoda; Insecta; Hymenoptera; Apidae. The record is from RefSeq and is a predicted model, not a curated record. The transcript has 12 exons.
UGAUUCGUAGAUUCGCACGAGUCUCCGUCAGUCUCCGUUUAUUUAUCGUUAUGAGACAGUCACAAUGUUCUAAUGUACUCGUGCUCGUCAUCGGUACAUGAUCGAUUGAACACUUGUGAUCGUAUGUAUACAGUUUGUUUUUGUACGAAUUUUUUUAAUGACGACAACCACAAUUUGAAAGGAAAUUAACGUGAUCGUCGCUGACUCAUGGCUUUACGUAUGAUGUCAGCAAUAGUGCCAAGCGCGCAUAAUGCAUUAGAUCCUAAUCAGAACUAUGAUCAUCCCACAGAACGGCGAAAGCUGUUGGAAGAUUUAUUAGCUGCUGCUAAAAAGUGUCACAUCAGAUUCUGUGGGCGUACCGAGCUGGCUACUGAGUCAGAUAUAUGUGUCAGACAACUGUGCCAUAUAUUUGAAUCGAUCUUCAGCCAUGGAUUGCGUACAAACUGCAUUGAUAAAAUUAAUUUAGCUUUAAGGCACGUUUCAGACAUAGUAUCUGGUAGUAGCAUAAAAUCAGGCAGCGUGUCGGAUGCUGCGUUUUGGCCGUGUAUAAAAGAACAAUUAACGUGGCAUGAACAAGAACGUUUUAGUGUGUUGAAGAAAGUUCACACGGAUCACGGAAAAGGCAGAGCGUGGCUCCGAGCCGUUUUAAACGAGCGAUCUUUAGAACGUCAUUUACAUGCUAUACUCGAUCCUUCCGUACUGUCUCCAUUUUACGAGGAUUGGGCGUUUUUACUUGAUCAAGAGAAGAGUGCCGUACUGCCAAAUGUAGCAGCAGGACUUGGUAGCAUUUUAUUUGCGAUUAGGAUAGACAACGAGGAAUUGGAUAAUAAUUUAAAAAGCAAGGAAAUAGAGAAGCGAAAGGUUUCCUUGUCAGAACCAAUUAUAUCUUCCACGAUACCAGGACCUACUCCGAAACAAAAACAAAGGAGGAAAGUGCCAACGCAUAUAAUUUCGUUUGACAAUGAUAGCGAGGAGGAUAAAGAAGGAAAUGCGAAAACUUCAGUUAGCGCUCCUCCUAGUUGUCUCAAUAUCCCUGUCCCAGCAACGAGUACAACCGAAGAUAAAGGACCUACUUCACUUUUACCUUCGAUUUGUCCCGAUUCUCCCACAGUAAUGUCGAUGAAGACGUCACCCACCCCGUCGAUUACACAAUCUCAUACAGAGUCGAAUGACGCUAAUGUCGCGGUAGAUAAAGUCACUUCCGAGUGGGAAAAUGAGACUUUCGAGGAGGAAAAAGUAUUAACCCCCGUUACGAAUUCCGAAAAUAUGGUCGGACUGGUUCCUGUUUCGCCUUUAGAUCAAACGUUGGACGACAUGUUGAUCGCGUUACCAAAUUAUUUAGAUGAUACGUCCGAGGUCGCUGAACCCGCGCUGGAAGCUACGGAGCCCCUUGCAGAUUUAUAUAAUAAUACGGAUCCGGAUGAUUUAGAUAUCGAGGCAUUACGAGUAAGAUUCUUAGCUGUGACUGAAGUGUUAGAGCAAGCUAAAGAGGAUGCUAUGACUAGCAGAAUGCAACUUGCUCGUUUGCAAAGACAACAUCAGAAUUAUCUCGAGAGGCACGAGUUGCAAAUACAGGCAUUAAACAGGGAGAAUGAACUGUUGAGGCAACAGUUGCGUAAAUACGUGACGGCAGUACAAAUGUUAAGGAGAGAAUCCGAUUCUACUACGGUUUCCGAGGAGGAGGAGGAUCCGUCGUUAGAUUAUCAUUACGAAGCUCGACAGUACGAAGAAAAAUUGAUUCAAGUCGCGGAUAUGCACGCGGAACUAAUGGAGUUCAAUGCUAGAUUAACUUUACAGUUGAACGACAGGGACAGAUUAGUUAAGUUGCUGCAAGCUGAGUUAGAAUGUCUUCGCGGUCCUUUGAACGAGGACGAUUUACCGUCUGAACCGCCAUGUCUCAUACACAUAUGGAUCCCAUCCGCGUUUCUCACAGGCCAGCCCUCCGAUAUUCAUCACGUUUAUCAGAUAUACGUGCGUAUCAGAGAUACCGAGUGGAAUAUAUACAGACGAUACGCACAGUUUCACGCGUUCUACAGGGAGUUAAAAAAGUACGACUCGAUCGUCACCACUUUCGAAUUUCCACCGAAGAAGACAAUAGGAAAUAAGGACGCCAAGUUCGUCGAGGAACGACGGCAAAAGUUGCAGCAGUGGUUGAGACGAGUCGUUGGUAGAUUGGCGCAAUGUUCUCCAGCGUUUACGUCCCGACCAAACAGACAAACGCUUAUUUCUUUAAUGCCUUUCUUCGGCGAUAACCCUAAUACCGAGGAUUCGAGGAGUAAAAGUAACACACACUCAACGAGAAACACAUUCUCUUCUUCCCCUCAAUACAUGGGUUUGUAAUCAUGAACGAUUUUUAUAGACAAUUUGUACAUAACAAGAACUUUUUAAUAUUUUAAUGCAAUAUAUAAAAGUAAUUAUUUCUUGCUCUAUAUAUGUAUAUAUAUGUAUAUUAUUAUACAUAUUGUUGAGAAACUGGAGCGACGAGCGUAGAGUGGCGCGUAGUAAAAUUUGGCAAAUUGAAAAUCGUUAUAAUCCCUUUUACAGAUGUACGUAUUAUUUUCGUACAAACAUUUUGCGUGCUAUCGAUUCGUCGUUCAAAGAGAAAGAUUUCUAGUUCUAUUUUUUUCAAUCAAGACAAAAGAUAUAUGUAUGUAUAUGCAUCUCUUGUAUAUUAUAUAUAAAUUUGUUAUAUAUCUUGUAUCGUAAAAAUGGACAUGUUGAAAACAUUGUUUAACACGUAUUGUAAAAUAAAAAGAAGUGUACAUAAGGUGAUCGGUUAAUUGAUUGAAAAUAAAAAUAGAGAUUAAUGAUGAAAACCAAGGCUACUCAGCAAGUUUGUUGAUAACAGUUGAGAAUCGUAAGAGGCAGCGUUGAAUCUCGUUUUCUAAAAAUUUUAUUCAUGUAAGGCGCCUUAACAGUAAUAUAAAAAGGUACACUUUUUCCAUUUAUACUUUAUAAUAAAAAUAAAAGUGCAUAUUGUUAUUGGAACAAGUA